Molecule: messenger RNA, 1823 nt
Organism: Frieseomelitta varia
Lineage: Eukaryota; Metazoa; Arthropoda; Insecta; Hymenoptera; Apidae
Gene: Uba3
Product: NEDD8-activating enzyme E1 catalytic subunit
Exons: 4
Coding region: 297-1619 (440 amino acids)
Biological process (GO): protein neddylation
Cellular component (GO): cytoplasm; nucleus
Molecular function (GO): NEDD8 activating enzyme activity
Source: RefSeq, a predicted model, not a curated record
AUUUCUUAUGUCUUAACCAAACGUACUAAGUUUAGUAGCUCAAUUUUAAUAUUUUCUACAAUAAUACAAGCACCUCUGAAAAUCAUAAUUCACUAGCCAGUAGUUAAAAUAUCACGUGAUCAAUUAUGUUUACUUCACUGAUACGAAGUCAAUGACGCAAAUGCUAGAUGUCUUGAACAUAUACGCAUGUUUAAAUUGUUUAGUUAGGUUAUGAAGUAUGUAAAAUGUUUGCUUAAAACAUUUUUACUUUAGCAUCAUUUAGAAAGUGACUUCCAAUACGUUUGAGUAAUACUUCAAUGAUGAGUUCCGAUCAUAUGCAUAGACGAUGGAGUAAUUUACGAAAAGUAUUAGAAAGAUCUGGUCCCUUCUGCAGACCGGAUUUCGAACCAUCGACAGAAACAUUGCAAUUCUUGUUAGACAAUUGUAAGAUUCUCGUCAUUGGAGCCGGUGGUCUAGGAUGUGAAUUACUUAAAGAUUUAGGAUUGAUGGGCUUUAGACAAAUUCAUGUAAUAGAUAUGGACACGAUUGAAUUGUCUAACCUUAAUCGGCAAUUUCUCUUCCGUCAUAAAGAUAUCGGUUCGUCAAAAGCAGAAGUAGCUGCGAAGUUUAUUAACACUAAAAUACCAGGCUGCAAUGUUAUAUCACAUUGUUGCAAAAUACAGGAUAAAACUGAAGAUUUUUAUAGACAAUUUCAUAUUGUCAUUUGCGGUCUAGACUCAAUAAUUGCAAGAAGGUGGAUCAAUGGUAUGCUCUUGUCCUUAUUAGUUUAUGAAGAUGGAGAACUUGAUCGGUCCAGUGUAAUACCAAUGAUUGACGGAGGAACAGAAGGUUUUAAAGGAAAUGUGAGAGUGAUAUUACCUGGUCUGACUGCUUGUAUUGAAUGUACUUUAGAUUUAUAUCCUCCUCAGGUGACAUAUCCAUUGUGCACAAUAGCAAAUACUCCACGUUUACCAGAACAUUGUAUAGAGUAUGUGAAAGUAAUUCAAUGGCCAAAAGAAAAUCCAUUUGAGUAUGCAAUAGAUGGAGAUGAUCCACAACAUAUAAAUUGGAUUUAUGAAAAGUCUAUCGAGAGGGCAGCUCAAUUUGGAAUACAAGGCUUAACAUAUAGAUUAGUACAAGGUGUAGUUAAAAAUAUCAUACCUGCUGUGGCAUCUACAAAUGCUGUUAUUGCUGCAGCGUGUGCUACUGAAGCAUUUAAACUUGCUAGCAGUUGUAGUGCUUCACUGAAUAAUUACAUGGUACUCAAUGACAUAGAUGGAAUUUAUACUUACACUUAUGAAGCAGAAAAGAAAGAAGAUUGUGUGGCAUGUAGUCAAGUUCCAAAAGAAAUUGAAAUUUAUAGCCCUAAAUUCAAAUUGAAUGAUUUGAUAGAACUUUUGUGUGAAAAACCUGACUUGCAAAUGAAAAAUCCAGGUCUCACAGCGUACAUUAAUGGGAAAAAUAAAACGUUAUAUAUGCAAACUGUAGCGAGUAUCGAAGAAAGAACUCGUGAAAAUCUAACAAAAACGCUGGUCGAACUUGGGCUUAGAAAUGGCAGUGAGAUAAAUGUCGCUGAUAUUACUACCCCUAGUGCGAUUGUGUUAAAAUUAAAAUUUGUAUAUUGUAAUUCAGAUAUGUGAUAAUCAGAAAAUCCUUCAUUUCGUUUAUAAAUUUAUAACUACAAAUCAUUAUAUAUAUUUACAGUACUUAUAUUGCUUUCCUUGUCAUUAUUUAAAAAAUAAUGUCGACGUUCUUAUCGAAAUAAUAAAAACAAAAACGUCUUCGAUGUAAUGUCAUUUUUUUACCGAAUUUAUAAAUAGAUAUCACACGAUAACAUUACUUUG